Messenger RNA from Astrephomene gubernaculifera, 1916 nucleotides. NCBI's taxonomy places the organism in Eukaryota, Viridiplantae, Chlorophyta, Chlorophyceae, Chlamydomonadales, Astrephomenaceae. The record is from the annotation of a GenBank genome assembly.
UCGACUCAGCCCCGGUUACCUCUCAAGUCGCCGUACACAAAGGACCGAUAUAUACGAGGCCCGUUACCGAUAGGUUCGUCUUUUACUUACCUACUCUAGCUGAAGACGAGAGCGUCACAAUGGGCACACCUGAGCAGUCAUCCUCCGCCGAGGGGUCAGACGUCAACAUUAAUAUCAAGUCUCUUCCUCCCCCGGCGCCUGCUCCCGCGCCGACCCCCGUAAUUGUUCAAAUCAAUGCGGCUCUCACCCCCGCUGAGUGCUACUGGAAGCUGGUGGAGGCCGGAACCGCUAAGAUGAAAUACAGCUGGUUCAAGCUGGCUGUGGGUGGCAUCCUCGCUGGCAUGUACGUGUCCUUCGGCUUCACUUUCUGCUGCUGCGCCAUUGGCCUGUUGGGCAACACCAUCUAUGGUGCCCUGGCCUUCCCUGUGGGUUUGCUCCUGAUUAUUCUAUGCGGUGCCGAGCUUUACACCGGCAACACCUGCUACAUGUUCGCCGCUAACAUAGAGCGCAAGGCCGCGCUAUGGCACCAUAUCAAGAUUAUCUCCUCUGCUUGGUUCUGGAACCUUGUCGGCGCUCUAAUCAUGGUGCAGCUCGAGAAAGCCGCUCAAAUCUGGGCUCAUCGUGAGGACUGGGUGCACGACAUUGCCUUCAAGAAGAUGGCCCUCGAGUGGCACGUUGUGCUGGUUCGCGGCAUCUUCGCCAACUGGCUGGUCAACCUCGCCGUGUUCCAGGCUGUGGCUGCCCGUGACGUUAUGGGCAAGGCCAUCGGUUGCUGGACCCCCAUCACCACUUUCGUCGCUAUCGGCCUGGAGCAUUGCAUUGCCAACCAGUGGCUGAUCCCCAUGUCUAUCUACCUUGACCCCACCACCAAGCACCCGGUCAGCAUCACCUGGAGGAACUUCGUUGCCAAGAACCUGAUCCCUGCCACCAUUGGCAACUGGAUCGGCGGUGCCAUCAUGGUGGGCCUGAUGAAUGCUGCCUUCCACGGCACCAAGAUCAACGAGUGGAAGGACACCGCUUACGAUAUGACCGUUGGCAAGGUGAUGAAGAAGGUGGAGGACCCCCUGGAGCGCCUGGUGGACAUGUCCCCCGUGCACAAGCACGCUCAAUAAGCAGCCGUAUCAGCGAUUAGGUGUGCGCGCGUCGCCGAUUGGAUUCACCUCUUUGCAGUUAUCAUGUUGCAUAUCUAGGACCUUGCCCUUAUCAUGAAGGUCUCGUGAUCCAUGUAUAAGUGUUCUUUUGCUAAGGACAUCAGGGAGGAGCUUGCACCACGUGAUUCGGAAAAAUUGCUCGGUGUGUAGCUGAUCAUCAUGUUCGCACAUGGUGAUUACGUAUAAUUUGACAUGUCGAAAUAAAUGCUGGAGCUCCAAUAUACACACCUGCGACUUGGCUUUGCGGGAAGCCCUCACACCCGCUUAUGUUUGCUUGGCAGCCGCCGUUGUUUUGUUGCUACAACGCGCAGUACAGCUGUGCCUUUGUUGUAGGUGUCCGCAGGUAGCAGUGUUGCUUGCUCUUUGGUGAUGUGCAUAUUUGUUUUAUCUGCGUCUCAGGCCGGAUUUGCACCCAAUCUGACAGAGAGUUUGGGUGGUAGGUAGGAUAUUUAAAAAUAAUCUUUUGUACGUCGAAAUCAUAAUUCGUGCACGAUUGCACCCCAUAGAAACGCGCUCUUUGCUAGCAUAGACGGCUUCCCGACAACAUGGCCUCCUUGGCUGCUCUCCAAGAGCAUCACAACAGCCUGCUACGUAACUGCCAUUCUCGCCUUAAGGGCUUCACCUAACACGCCUGUACGGCAGCUCAUCUGUCCUUGCUGCUGAUGACGCUGGUCGGAUGAAAGUGCGGCUGUACGGCAAACUGCUCCCACAGGCUCCCAGUACUCCCACUCGCCCUGGCUGGGCACCUGGUUAAAAGACUUCAAC